Molecule: messenger RNA, 3047 nt
Organism: Chironomus riparius
Lineage: Eukaryota; Metazoa; Arthropoda; Insecta; Diptera; Chironomidae
Source: the annotation of a GenBank genome assembly
AUGCAAUCUAAACCAAAGUUGAGAAUUUCUCAAGAAUUCAAAGGAUUAACACCUAAGAAUAUGACGAAAACAAAAAAUCAAAAAUUGGUGAAAGAUUCUACGGAAUCUGUAACCCAGCAAAGAUUUCAACAACAACGUAUUGUUCGUAAUCGAGAAGCAAGCCAAAAUUCUAGUAAGUCCACCGCUAGUGGGAGUACAUCGAAACAGCCAACUCGAGUUGGAACAACUAGAACAUCUGCUCUAUCAACAUCAGGAAGAAAACAAAUUGGGGGAGUUGUUCCAACUAGAACUUCCGCUCUACGUACACAAGUUGGGGGAGUUGUUCCAACUAGAACAUCUGCUCUACGUACACAAGUUGUGGGAGUUGUUCCAACUAGAACAUCAGCUCCAUCGACAUCAGGAAGAAAACAAAUUGGGGAAGGUAGUCAAAUCAGACAAACCUCUCCACGUACACAAGUUGGGGGAGUUGUUCCAACUAGGACAUCUGCUCCAUCAACAUCAGGAAGAAAACAAAUUGGGGAAGUUGUUCCAACUAGAACUUCCGCUCUACGUACACAAGUUGCGGGAGUUGUUCCAACUAGAACAUCUGCUCCAUCAACAUCAGGAAGACCACAAGUUGUGGGAGUUGUUCCAACUAGAACAUCUGUUCCAUCAACAUCAGGAAGACCACAAGUUGUGGGAGUUGUUCCAACUAGAACAUCUGUUCCAUCAACAUCAGGAAGACCACAAGUUGGGGGAGUUGUUCCAACUCGAACAUCCGCUCCAUCAACAUCAGGACAUCUACAAGUCGAGAGAGAUAAUGAAGAAGACCACGAGGAAUCAGGAGGGGAAGAGAUUCCAGAAAAUGAGCGACCUAAUGAAGAUGACGUAGCUAACCGAGCAAUAAAUCUCGCAGAACUUAACGAGAGAGUUAAGGGGUACUUUGGGGACUAUGAUCCGUCAACAAAAUCAAGUCAGUGUAAUCGUUGCAAUGGAAAAAUCAAGGGAAACAUUAGUCACCUAAAGGACCACCUGACAUCGAAGCACAAAAUCAUCGCACGAACAUUAGGAUUAGAGCCAAGAAAUCGAAGCAAACGUCCGAGAGAAGUAGACGAAGAAGAACCACUACCUAAGAAACUUAAAACAGUCAGCAUUAACAAAACAAUCAGAGAACUGAUCGAAUUCUUCUUAAGCUCAAACAUAUCUUUGAACUGCGCAGAAAGACUAAGAAAAGUUGAAAUUGUUCAAAGAGAGUUCGAUGCUUACAAUAAGGUCUUCAAUCGAAAGAAGCUCCGAGAAUACAUUCUUCAAGCAGCAGGAGAAGACACAGAGAAUGACAUAGAGGACAUCCAAGAACCAUUAAAAGGAAUCUACAAAGAGAUUGCAAAUGAGACUAAAGGCAAGUUAGUAUCAAUAAUGUUCGACUCUGCAUCAAGACAUGGAAGACACGUCUUUGCAGUGAGUCUGCGCUACGCAAAGGGAGACAAAGUAGUUGAGCGUACCAUAGGAGUCAUCACUCAACAUCAACGACAAACAGGAGCGAACCUCUUUAACCAAGUAGAGCUACUACUCAGGAAAGUUGGUUUGACGAUCAACGACAUAUACUCAACAUGCACCGACCAAGGAGCUAAUAUGCUCAGAGCAGCUGAUUUGGCAAUACAGGCGCAAGAUGCUAUCAGAAUAUGCCGAGCAAUAGCAAACCUUGAGCAUGAAGAAGAAAUAAACAUCGACGAAGCACAAGCAGCAGAGCGAGCAGAAGAAAUAGAUGUAGAACAUAUGCUUCGUGUAGAGGCAGAACUCGAUCGUGAGUGGGAUGAACAACAACAACAUCUGCAUGAUGAACAGGAACAGGAAGAUCCAGAGCCAUUAGUUACAGAAGUCAUGGUAGACGAAGGAGCUCUGUGUUCAAAAAUGGUUUGUGGUGCGCACACAUGUCAACUCGCAGUAACAGACGUCAUCAUCGAUUUUAGGAUGGUCAUAGCAGAAAUACGAGCUCUUGUGAAGGCAUCAAAGAGACUUGAGUUCUCUCAAGUUCUUCAUGCUGCAAGAAUCAGAAGCCUGCGCUUGGACGUCGAAACAAGAUGGGACAGUUUGUAUGGGAUGAUUAGCGACGUCAAUGAAUUCAGAAAUCAGCUCCAGGAAGUUGCGUUUACACACGAAAUACUUGCUCUCAAUGAAGACGCCUGGGAAUUCAUCGAUGAAUUCAUCCAAGUGUUCACUCCAGUGCACUUUGCGAUGAAGGAGUUCCAGAGAGCAGACAUCACAAUGAGUGAAUUUUACAUCAGCUGGGUGAAGAUGGAGCUCGAAAUCUCUGGUGUUCCACUUGGUGACGAAGAAAUUAAAGACAGACUACUCGAGGCAUUGGAACGACGUAAGAGAAGGUUCUUUGAAUGUGACGCCUUCAUCGCAGCACUUCUUUUAGAUCCUCGUAUCAACUGGUCAAAUAAUCAAGAAGAUUUCUUUGGCCCAGAACUACUGGAAAGAGGAAUGGUGCAUAUCGAAAAAAUUCACCAGGUACUUAUCAACAGAGGACAAGUUGAGCAACUAGAGGAUCAAAAUCGAGAUCAACAAAACGUCAUUUAUGAGGCAUUAGAUCAACGACUAGGAGGUGGUCGACGAGGACAAGAUCAAUCAUGGCAAAACAUAAACCAGCGGUUGACCAUUCGCCAACAGAUCAACAGGUUUCUAGCAGAGAUAAGAAUAUCAUCAGGUGCUAAGUUAAACCCGCAAAAGUACUGGUACAACAAACGUGAUGAAGAACCAGAAAUCUACAAGGUGUCUCAGGUUGUCUACGGGGCUGCUUUUUCACAGGUCAAGGUUGAGAGAGACUUCAGUGGUUUCGCUCUUGUCCUUAACCACUUGAGGACGUUAUUAGCAGACAACACGCUCAACGCAAUAAUGGUGUGCAAGUACAACUUAGACUUGUUACAAAAAAUCAAAUUUUUCUAAAAUUACAAAAGGAAACGUGAAAUAGAAGCUUAAAAACCAAGACAACCUAGACUUAGGCUGUCAAAGCAUAAACAAAAAAUCAACAAAACGGAAAUAGAGAAUGAAAAAAUUAGACUUAG